GAGCUCAGUUGCUGACUGACUGUCGCAAUGCCGAGAUUGCUAUUAGACAAGUGCACCUUUGAUUGCUCAGGAUUGCCCAGGGCAAUGCUGUCGACGCUGUUAUUAAUUAUAAUCGCACAUCUAAGCGAUAGCUCAACCAUCGGCGACUAUUGUGCGCCUUCGUUGUGCGAAUUCUACAAUGGCAGCCACAUUCUGCAGGAGAUAAACACGGCGUGUGGGAACAAUGGCAGCUUUGGCGAGGAUUGUGGACCCAAGCCCAAGCUGCUCUACAUGAGUCCGCGACGCCGUCAACUGUUGCUGGACAUGCAUAAUCUGGUGCGUGACAAAGUCGCCGAAGGAGGCGUCGAAGGAUAUGCUUCAGCUUCGCAGAUGCCCAUGCUCAAGUGGGACGAGGAACUGGAGCACAUGGCCGAGCUGCAUGCGAAGCGUUGUCGGUUUGCCCAUGACAAGUGCCGGAAUACGCCGCGCUUCAAGUUUAGUGGACAGAAUAUUGGCUACUUUUGGAUUGGACGCGAUUUCAAGUCGCAUUCCCGUCGCAUGAAGACCUUCGUUUUGGACUGGUUCAGAGAGUACAAAGAUGCCAAUCAAAGCUACAUCGACAGCUACCACUCGCAUCCGGAAGGCAAAAAGAUUGGACACUUCACCAUGCUAGUUGGGGAUCAAGUGCGUCGCGUCGGUUGUGCUGGGGUCAAAUUCCUGGAGCCCGACGAGAAUAAAUUCCUGUUCAUGUUGACCUGCAACUACGACUACAACAAUAUCUAUAACGAGCCCAUCUAUGAGACGGGUCCAACAGCUUCCAAGUGUGUGGAUCCUGUUAGCAAAAAGUAUCCUGCACUUUGUGAUUGGCGAGUUCCAGAGGAACAGAUUAAGGACGACGGCAACACACUGGACAACAAUAUAGCUGUCUGAACAAAGGGCAGAGUGUGAGAAAGUUCAAAUUCAAGUGAAAAGUUAUUUGAGAGUGUUUUAUGUGGUCUACAGCAUUAAGUGAAUAAUAAUAGUAAUAUAUUUAGGAAAAAGUGAACAAGUGCAGAGUGAAUGGGAUUUUGUUUUGUAUUAAACUUUAAUUGAUAGAAAUAUUUCAUUAUUGAGGGUGCAUUUAAGACAAAGAAUAUUAAUUUUCCAUCAAUGAUUGUCAUUAUGAAACAUUGAUUUUAAAUUGGGUACAGAAUAUCAACAAUAUAUCAACAGCAUAGCUGUAAAAUUAGUUCUUAAAUGUAGAAGAAUUUAUGGCUACAUUUUUAAGAAGACCCGCACCUCUUUCUUUUACAAAAAGAAAACAUUAUAAAACAGACUUUUACACAUAUGUUAAUUUUGAUUCCGUUUCAAAGUAUAUUGCGAUGAGUUUGUAAUAGAACAUUAGCAGAACGAGUUUUCGACUAGCCGGCGAAUAACUAAAACAAAAAACCACAUCUACAAAACCAGACUUGACGCGAAUUCAAAGCUGCUAUCUGUAAGCGCGUAACAAUAAAGAUUAAGAUAUAUAUACAAUAUAUAUGUAAAAAAAUACAUAUAUGCUACAUAUGUGUUAUGUGUUCAUUUCCGUGAGCGAUGACGCAACUGAAACAACGCACUGAAUGCUGAAAAGAAAUUCAUUUUGAGUAUGUUUCGUUUUUAUUUUUUUUGUAUUUUUGUUGAAGCCCCGCAGCAGCAUUUGCUGGAUUACUAUCCAAAUGUUUGUGGCUCUAGUAAAUGCCGAAAACUGCGAGAAACCCAUCUGAAACAGGUAACAACAACUGGUAGCUAAAAACAUAGCCAACAGCUGCCCAAAAGGAUGUCCAUCUACCUGGUCCACAGAAUUCACUAAAAACUAAAAAUGAAACAUAGACAAGGGCAGGUGAGGUCGGAGAGAACAGUUACCAAGAGCAGCUGUAGAUAAGCAUAGAUAAAUAAAUUCAGUUAAUUUCUUUUUGGGCGCGUCGGAGCAUCGUGUCCAGGAACUAGUUCAAGGAUAGAAAUGAAUGAAAGAUGAUGGACACUGUGUAAAAGAAAUAAAAACAGGCUUAAGAGAAUUCUUUUUAAAAAGCUCUAUAGAAAACUCAUCGAAUAGGCAAAAACCACUCUACACCAUCAGCUAAAUGAAUUGAAAACAUUUUCACAAACGACCAAAUCAAAUUUGAAUUCAUUUUCAAUUUUUUCGUUUUAUGUUGAAAUCGAAAAUCAAAUAUCUUGCAUUGAACUGAAACGGAAGCACAUAUAGAGGCAAAACAAAUAAGAAUUUAGGGGAAUUGAGAAGUCGCAAUUUAGAUGCUCUAUACGGUGAAACAUUUAAAAUAUAUUAAACUUAUAAGAAUUUAUAUUAUUAUUGAAAAUUAUAAAUUAGGUAAA
Drosophila nasuta is the source of this 2328-nucleotide messenger RNA. RefSeq names its product antigen 5 like allergen Cul n 1. The record is from RefSeq and is a predicted model, not a curated record. Bases 28 to 909 code for a protein of 293 amino acids. The transcript has 2 exons. Lineage: Eukaryota; Metazoa; Arthropoda; Insecta; Diptera; Drosophilidae.